AUGCAGAUCUCAAUGCUUCUCAAGGCCAUACUCUUGCUGAUGAUGGUUACAUUAUUAAUUGAAGCAAACUGUGUUUCCACAAGAAAGAAGGGAAAGAAGGAAAAGAAAACCAGAAAUCCGACUAAGAGCCUUUCCCAACGGAAGAAUAAGAAAAUGCAGCUUUAUGUUGAUCCUGCAAUGAUAAACCAGUUGAACGUAUCCCAAAACAAGCACUCCUUGUCACCGUGGACUUAUGACACCACGUUUGAGAAUUCCCGCAUCCCGAACUACAUCUCUGAAGCAAAGUGUGUAAGGACAGGCUGCUUGACCAAUGGUGGACAUGAAGACACUGGACUGCAGUCAAAACCAAUCUUUUACCAAAUCCUGGUGCUUAGGAGAGUAAGUGGCCGAAAGAAGUACUCAUUCAAGGUGGAGAAAAAGACCGUCAGUGUGGGGUGCACAUGUGUCAGACCCAACGUCAUUACUCAGAUCUAG
Molecule: messenger RNA, 474 nt
Organism: Trichomycterus rosablanca
Lineage: Eukaryota; Metazoa; Chordata; Actinopteri; Siluriformes; Trichomycteridae
Gene: il17a/f3
Product: interleukin 17a/f3
Exons: 3
Coding region: 1-474 (157 amino acids)
Biological process (GO): inflammatory response
Cellular component (GO): extracellular region
Molecular function (GO): cytokine activity
Source: RefSeq, a predicted model, not a curated record